Messenger RNA from Magnolia sinica, 2149 nucleotides. RefSeq names its product ubiquitin domain-containing protein DSK2b-like. Gene Ontology annotation, cellular component: cytosol. Lineage: Eukaryota; Viridiplantae; Streptophyta; Magnoliopsida; Magnoliales; Magnoliaceae. Bases 139 to 1812 code for a protein of 557 amino acids. Gene Ontology annotation, biological process: ubiquitin-dependent protein catabolic process. The transcript is spliced from 8 exons. The record is from RefSeq and is a predicted model, not a curated record. Gene Ontology annotation, molecular function: polyubiquitin modification-dependent protein binding.
CCUUUCUUCUCUCUCAUAAGCUACGAUGUUUCCCUCUCUCUUUUUUCUCCUGUACAUCCCCGACCUCAAGAUCGUUUCUAUGCAGGGUUAGGUUUCCGAUCUCUUCUCCGUUUUCGCUGUGUGUGUGAGAGAGAAGGGAUGGGCGCUGAUGGCGAUGCGAUCGAUUUGGGCAGCGGAAGCGGCAGCGGCAGCAUCGUCACCGUCCACAUCCGGUGCUCCAACGGAUCCAAGUUCUCAGUGCAGACGGGCCUCGACGCCACCGUCGGGGAUUUCAAAUCCGUCCUCGCCGGGAGCUGCGACGUUCCGGCACAGCAGCAACGGCUCAUCUACAAGGGCCGGAUUCUAAAGGAUGAUCAAACCCUAGAAAGCUAUGGGUUGGAGGCAGACCACACUGUUCAUUUGGUCCGCGGUGCUGCAUCACCAGAGGCAUCAACUAACACUGCAAGUGCCGUGAACAUUGGGGUUGCAAACAGCAACGCUGGUGUCUCAAGAGACACUGGUUCCAAUGAAGGUGUAGCCUUUGGAGGGGCAGGUCUUGGAGGCUCUCUAUUUCCUGGACUAAGUUUUAACAGUCCUGCAGGGAAUGGAGUGUCUGGUCUAUUUGAAACUGGGCUUCCAGAGUUUGAACAGAUGCAGCAGCAGCUAACUCAGAACCCUAAUGUCAUGAGGGAAAUCAUGAACAUGCCUGUCAUCCAGAACCUUAUGAACAACCCUGACAUAAUGCGCAACUUGAUUAUGAGCAAUCCUCAGAUGCGUGAAAUCAUAGAUCGGAAUCCUGAUCUUGCACACGUACUUAACGAUCCCAGCACUCUCCGACAGACGCUUGAAGCGGCAAGGAAUCCUGAACUCAUGCGGGAGAUGAUGCGGAACACCGACAGGGCUAUGAGCAACAUAGAGUCCUCACCUGAAGGAUUCAACAUGCUUCGCCGUAUGUAUGAAACUGUCCAAGAGCCAUUUCUAAAUGCCACGACAAUAUCGGGAGACACUACUAGCAAUUUGGAGGCGAACCCAUUUGCGGCACUCUUGGGGGACCAAGGUGUGGGCCAGGCUAGAGAGCGAUCUCCAAACCCUUCAACCACCGGUUCAGAAACAUCUGGGUCUCCUUCACCAAAUACUAAUCCACUUCCCAACCCAUGGAGCAAUGCUGGAGGUGUACAGACAAACACUACCACGAGGUCCAAUCCUCCUGCCGAUGCGAGGGCACUUGGAGUUGGUGGCUUAGGUGGGCUUGGUGGUCUCCAAGAGCUGGAACGAAUGCUCGGUGGCUUGCAAGAUUCCCCUUCUCCUCUUUCGAGUCAGGUCAUGCAAAAUCCUGCCUUCACACAGAUUAUGCAAAGCCUCCUUUCCAACCCCCAGUAUAUGAACCAGCUGUUGGGUCUCAAUCCCCAGCUGCGAAACAUGCUGGAUUCCAAUUCUCAACUCAGAGAAAUGAUGCAAAACCCAGAAUUUCUUCGCCAGAUGGCUCCCCCUGAGAUGAUGCAGCAACUUUUGUCUUUGCAGCAAUCACUUUUAUCCCAUCAUGGUCGGCAACAGUCAGCCCAGGAACAAGUUCAGACUGGUGCUGGUGGAGGUGCAACCAACAAUAAUAUGGGAUUGGAGUUGUUGAUGAACAUGUUUGGUGGCCUUGGGACAGGUGGCCUCAGCAUGCCUAAUGCACCCAAUGUGCCACCGGAAGAACUCUAUGCGACUCAGCUAUCACAGCUUCAAGAGAUGGGUUUCUUUGACACGCAAGAGAAUAUCCGUGCACUGACUGCCACUUCUGGGAAUGUCCACGCUGCGGUCGAGCGCCUCCUGGGCAAUCUUGGUCAGUAAAAUUUCAUCGUUUCUUCUAUAUUUUAGAUGGCAUUGCUUUUCUUCCUGUAAGAUUAGUUGGUUCCCAUCCAUAUCUUUUUCCUUUUAGACUGCAAAGUGUGCGUAUUCGCUAUCCAUUUUGGAUACGAAAUGAGUACAUUGCAUUUAUAUGGUAAGAAUUAUCAAUCUUUUUUGGUAUAGCUAUGUGAAUUGCUGGGAACUUUGCCUCUCUCAAUUGAGAUAGAGGAAUACCUGUGAUUUUUGUACAUAUACACCUCUAAUAGGGAGUUUUCUACUUGAAUUGUUCUCCAAAUUUCUAAGAAAUUGUGGUGUUUAUAGAAUUGUUUCUCUUUAUUUA